Ceratosolen solmsi marchali is the source of this 1529-nucleotide messenger RNA. RefSeq lists its product as uncharacterized. The transcript is spliced from 3 exons. The record is from RefSeq and is a predicted model, not a curated record. The coding region runs from base 57 to 1529 and encodes 490 amino acids. NCBI's taxonomy places the organism in Eukaryota, Metazoa, Arthropoda, Insecta, Hymenoptera, Agaonidae.
UCCGACCCACCAAUACCAUCGGCCCGGUCAAAAAGAUCUAUAUUACGAGCGCGAGAAUGAGGAGAAAAUCAAAGCGAAAAUCGAGACCGAAUCGGAGCGUCCUUAAUGCGUCCUCGAUAGAGCACAGCAUCCUGGUAAACGAGGAUGCCGAGAAUGGCGAAAAAUCAAAAUUAAUCCUCAUAACCGACCGCCUCUGUCUGCCGCCUUACCGCAACGAGGACUCCGAGCUCGAUGUCGCGGAACUUCAGUUGGACAUCCGUCCACGCGCCUACUUUGUCAGCGGCCUCUGCUACUUCUGCUCGAGGCUGUGCGCUGAGCCCGAAUUCCCGUGCGAGGGCUGCCACAUGCUCGCCUACUGCUCGCCGGAGCAUCGCCUUGAAGACGCUGAAUCCCACAUCAUCCUCUGCAAUGCUCUUGCACAGCUCGGUAAUGGACAUUCGACGACAGCCGGGAGCCUCGAUGGCCCCGGUUACCGUCGUCUCCGCGUGGAGCUGGUGCGCGCCGCCGCGACGGCGCUGGCACGCGACCUCGAGCCGCGGGAGCGCGAGAUCCUGCUUUAUCCGAAGGUGUGUCGCGUGUGCCGGAAAACAGAGUGCCUCGAGCGUUGCCCCGGAUGCCUUGUCGUGUACCACUGCGCGGGUGAGCACGCGGUCGGCCACGAGCAGGACUGCGCGCAGUUCCGCAUCCUUGGGUGCAUCCUCGAGACGGAGAGGGCGAGCGGCUUCGUCGCACCCGAGCUCCCGGCAUUUCCAGUUCUUCAACUACCCGAGAAUUUCGAUCGACUCGUUAGGCUGAUUUUCCAGAGGGAUGAUUACGAGAGGAUCGACUGCACCUCGUACGCAGCCCUUUCACAGGCCGCCACUCCACCUCUUACAGCUCUGUUCGUCAUGGGCAAUUUGCCAGGAUAUGCCUCGUGGACGGCUAAGGUGAUUGCUCAGAGGUUGAAGACCUUGAGGAUCCACAUAAUCGGUGCGGAGCUACAGUUCGAGUGCGCAAAUCUCACGCUAUGGGAGAAGCUGUUUUUGCACCUGCUGCCGCACCUCCGCAGCCUCAAGCUGGAGCUCUACGGUCCGGAACUGCGGGUACCGAGUAACCUGGCCGCCAUCCUCGAGAAGCCUCCAUUGUGCGGCGGCUGUCGAAAAUCGGGCAGAACACUCGACGUCGUCUUCCACUGCGGUGAAUUUUAUCAUGAGGUAGUGAGCGACGACGUGCCCGACCUCGUGUGUCUCUUCAAUCCAGGAUUGUAUCGCACAACCGGUUACGCAAAUCAGGAUACUUGGCCUAGGACAAUUGAGAAAUGCUGCGACCACGGAGUACCGAUCAUUGUGACCUCGUACACGCAAGUUGAAUUGCCCCUUGACCUCGAGCGUAUACGCGAGCUGCGGGAGGUUGAGAUUGAGCUGGAGCCCCGACGGAAUCCGUUUGCCUCGCUCAGGCCCGAGCGGAACUUUGUCAGCGACGACGUAGCGCCUCUCAUCUACAAGAAUUACUACGUCGGCGUGGUCAGGGUUACCUCCAGUACUCGCUAA